Molecule: messenger RNA, 4108 nt
Organism: Planococcus citri (citrus mealybug)
Lineage: Eukaryota; Metazoa; Arthropoda; Insecta; Hemiptera; Pseudococcidae
Product: mitogen-activated protein kinase kinase kinase kinase 4-like
Exons: 4
Coding region: 1321-3693 (790 amino acids)
Source: RefSeq, a predicted model, not a curated record
UAUCUGUAGAAAAAAUUUAAUAACUUCCCUCAUCACGCAGAUAUAAGGGUAAGGGACCCCUAUUCCGCCCAGUGCCUAAUCCCGACCACCCUCUAUAUCUCGUCUGUUAUUAGCGCUACCUACCGGAAAGUGAUAUAAACAUGUUCCUCUAUCACAGACGAUUAAUUUGAGACAUUCCCGGCCAUUGUACAGCCAAAACUCGCGAAAUGAAUUGAAGUUGAAAAAAUUCGAUAGUCAAAGAUAAGUUUUUUGUCAUUUUUCAUCGUCGAAAAAUUUUAACUAGAUAUCAAUAAUUUUAUGAUGUUAUACAUGUGUUGUGAUCGUUAUUUAAGUACGUUUCUGAUGAUAUAGCCGCUUUCCUAAUCCAUCAAAGGUAUGUAUAAAAUUUUUUUACGAAAGUGUAAAAUGACAUGGGUCUCCUAAUCCCGACCACCCAUAAGAUCAUGUAAAUUCAGUCAGGGUGGUCGGGAUUAGGGUACCAAAUUCAGUCAUUUUUGAGGUGCCUCAGAAGAAAAUUCCAAAAAGCCAUAAAGAAUUAUUCUAUAACCCCAAAAUUUUAAUAUGAGUUAGGGGAAGGUUCAAUCUAUCUUUUAAGCCAUUUACUGUAUUUUCAUGUGAAAUAGUAUUUUAUUGGUUGCUGCACUUUCAAAUGUGGUCGGAAUUAGGGCACCUAACUUUUGGAGGUGGUCGGGAUUAGGAGCCCAACUUUUGAAAAAUCGUUUUUGAGUUGUUUCGGAAAAAAAUUCAAAAAACAUAUUAAGGAUUCUUCAUUUGGGCCAAAAUUUUGAUAUGAGUUAGGGGAAGGUUCAACCUACAUUUUAAGCCAUCUACCUCGUUUUGAAGUGAAAUAGUCUUCGAUUGGUGGCGAUUUUAAAAAAAGUGGUCGAAGUUGGGCGCCCUUACCCUUAAUCAUUUUUCCUCUCUUAUGCAACGUGUCAUUGCUACCCAUAUAUAUUAGGGUACCUACUUGGUAUAUCAUCUCACUAUUUUCGUAAUCGUCUUUGAUUGCGCCCUUUAGCUUGUACUGCGUAUUUACAUAAAUUUAGUUUGCCAUCUUUACUCGGCGUUUGUGACUUAUUUUAUUCAAUUUUAUUCGCCGCCGUGUUGUUUCUUUAAUUCUAUAAAUUGUAUUUAGUUGCAUGAGAAGUUUCGUCGUUUGAAAACGUUUUGUUUGGCGGCUUGUGCAUUAAAAUUUUCACUCCAUUCGUGAUUUGAUAUCAAUUCUGGUUUAUAGAAACUGAACCUGACGAGAGAGUUUCACGUUGGAUAACUAAGGUAGCUGUUCCUUGAGUGCGUUAGAGCUGCAGUCACAUCAACUGAAUGAUUUGCAAUAAAACAAUGAAGAUAUUUACAAUCCUUUCCUUAUGUCUAUAUUUCUCAUCACCUAUAAUGUGGGCUGAAGGUUCUGAAUCAGUAACUCCUGCUCCAAGUUUACCAUCACCGGAAUGCAGUUUUAAGACAAUAAGGACCAAGGGAAUGAUAUUUGUCGACAAAACCAUGUUCAUUGAAAGACUAUUGGAUUUAGGCGAGUCACGAUACAUUUUACUCACCCGUGCCCGCCGGUUUGGAAAAACUACAUUUCUAGAGAUGUUAAACCACUUUUUUUCCGCGGAUAGAUACCUUUUUAAUGACACGUAUAUCGCCAAACGAUUCCCUGAACCAUGGACGAAAUAUCCCGUUAUCAAAAUAGAUUUCAGUUUUGUAAAGAAUGUAGACGGAAUCGCUGAUAUCCAUACGUAUGAAAAGGAACUCGAAGACACACUACGCGACAUUGGAGCCGAACAUGGUCUCGACCCUUCAAGAAGUUAUCGCAUUGACUUCCUCAUCAAAGACCUGCAAGCUAAAUAUAGACAACCCGUUGUCAUAUUGGUUGACGAAUACGACGAGAUUUUUAGAAAAGUUGACAUGAAGAAUGCUGAUUUGUACGAACGGUUUAGAUCAACCGCUUGCACAUUCUAUAAAAUGAUUAGAAUGCAACGUGAUAAUAUUAAAAUGGUAUUCAUUACCGGAAUUUCCCGACUAAACUUAGUCGACAUUGGUAGUGGCCUGACCGAAGUGAGUAUCCACCAGGCAACUUUCACCGCGGAAUUCUCCAGUGCUAUAGGCUUUACACUGGAAGAAAUAGAAUCAAAUUUUAAGCCACACUUACAACGUUUGGCCGAUCAUCAUGGAGUGAGUGUCCCAACAAUCAUUGAAAAUCUUACCAUGUGGUAUGACGGGUAUAGAUUUAGUUUAGAUGAUGAUAAAACCAAGGUCUUUAAUCCGGUUUCCAUAAUCUGCUGCUUAGAACAAAAGAAAAUUAAAGAUUACUGGGCAGAUACGAGAUACACUGACUUUAUAAUCAAACAGAUGAAACAGUCCAAAACCACCGUAGAAGAGUACUACUAUUAUAGGGUACCUCAUACAGAUGUCGAAGAUAUGCAGAAUAAGGAAUUCGGGCCUGAGAUUCCAACGGCAGUCGCAUUAUAUAAUCACGGGUAUCUAACUAUUAAAAGAUACAAUAAAAAAUCCGGAACUGUUAUACUCGCUUACCCCAAUCUUCAGAUUGAACAUUUAGUUACCGAAAAACUGGAGUACGCGUCAUAUCAACCAACGUAUUGCCACGGGAUGAAUAUCAGUCUCCGCGAAAACGAUAUCGAGAGUUUUAUUGAGUUUGUGAAUAAAGCCGCAUUUAGAGAAUACGGCUUGUCUCAAAUUGAAAAAAUAAAAGAAUCCGUCGCCACUAAAUACAUCCUAGAUGCGUUAGUAAAUAACAGAUUGGGCGCAAUCCACUCCACAGAAACCAUGUACGGACCAGAUGGCCAAACGGUGGGUGAUUUAGACAUUGAACUACGAAAUCCGAAAGCAUCUGAAUAUUUCCCAAAAGAUAUAUCCCUGACGAUUGAAGUGAAAGUUGAGCAAAGCGCUGCUAAGGGUAUGCUGCAACUAUUCGGAUAUGCGGUGAAAGAGCCUGUAACUUUUCGACGAAAAAUCAAAACGUUCUCGGAACCAGGUGUUCCUGCGUAUACUUAUUUAUUGGCGAUAAACGUCCGCUCAACGAAAAGAAUACACCCGAAAAUAGAUGAGUGGAUUGCCAUUCCAUAUCGAAAUGGAAAAAUUUUCGCGGAUGAAAUGGUAGCAAAAAUCAGAAACGAUAAAGACGCAUCAAAGGCACUCGAAGACGGUUGGAAAGGCACGAAAGAAAAAUUGAUCCGUGAAGGAAUGAAUGAAGUAAAUACGGAAAUCCUUGUCUGGAGUUAUCUCACCAGGACAUCCGAAGAGAUUACCAGUAGUAACGCCAUACUGGAACGAACCACUCACACUGGGACACAGCAACCUUUUUGGAACCCAGUUGGGACCCAGAUGACAUCCAGUAGGGACCAUGUUGGGACACAGUCGGGACCCAGUAUAGACCCAGAUGGGACCCAGCCACAGGCCGAAUUUGGACGUGACGGCAAUCCACUUGAAAACAUCAUUGAAGAAAAAGAACCUUCAAUACUAUUCGAAAAGGUCGUCAAAGCCAUCACUGAACCGCCAUUUGAACGCCGCUCUACCCCUUCUAUGGAUGCUAAGGAACGUUUGAAGUACCUCUUGCACGGUCUCGGUAAGAAAGAACGUCAGAUGUUCGCACAGGUCUUUCCGGAUACGUGGAAAUAUUAUGAAGUUUCGACAUGGGAUCUUUACGAGGUCGUCCCAAAGCCCAGAACUCGAUGAAGAAGCAAAUCGACGAAUGAAAGCCCCAUCAUCGAUCGUUUUUUAAACAGAACAGAAUCGUUGAAAAAUUCGCAGAAUAAUAAAGAAUCGGUGCGUUACAAAAUAACACCUCAGCCGUAUUGUAAUGAACCCUAUACGCCGGUUUUAUUAAAACCAUUCAGUGAUGAAAUUGUUCAAGUUACUUUGUAAGUAAAUUAGUUUUUAAAUGUGCAUUAUUUUAAAAACUAGUCGUUCAAUUAUGUAAAUAUUAGGCUAUAAAUCUUAAACAUAUUAUAUUAUUAUUUUUUUUUUAUGUAAUCAAUUCGCUAAGGUCUAUAUGAUUGAACAGUUUGCAUUGUCAUCUUGGUUUUUUUUCACAUGUUUAUUUCGAUAGUGCGAUAUAUUUUAGAAUAAAUAAUUAAUACCUACCUGUUCA